This is a messenger RNA of Gopherus evgoodei (Goodes thornscrub tortoise), 1794 nucleotides long. Its product is annotated as protein wntless homolog. NCBI's taxonomy places the organism in Eukaryota, Metazoa, Chordata, Testudines, Testudinidae. The record is from RefSeq and is a predicted model, not a curated record. Gene Ontology annotation, molecular function: Wnt-protein binding. Gene Ontology annotation, cellular component: endomembrane system; organelle membrane. Gene Ontology annotation, biological process: Wnt signaling pathway; Wnt protein secretion; intracellular protein transport.
AAAGCAGCCAAGCACCAAUCUAAAUCAGCUCUCAGAAGAGGGGAGGCAGAUCCAGUCUUGCCUCAGCAGCCAGGGCCGAGCCUGUCUCUUUCCCAACCCCACAGCACUUUUCAAGCCUUCAGUUUUGCUGGUGAAGGGGGCGAAAUAUGGCUGGGGCAGUUACAGAAAACAUGAGCACUAAAAAGCUGUGCAUUGUUGGAAGGAUCUUGCUGAUUUCCCAAGUCAUUGCUUUUCUAGUGGGAGGUCUGAUGGCUUGGCCAAGAGCUACUAGCCAGCGAAACCCUAUUGUCAUAAAAUGCAUAAAUGUACAAAAACCCCACCACCAAACCAAAUGGCUAAUGCCCUGGGGACCCAGCCAGUGUGAGAAGAUCCAAGAUCUUGACGAGGAAAUGAGCAGACCAAUAGACAUCGGUGAUAUUGUGUUUGCCGUUCACUUCCCUCUCCCCAACAGGGAGAUGAGCUCCUGGCUCCAGUUCAUGAUUGUCACCAUGCAGCUGGACAUCGUGUUCAAGAUGGAUAAUGCCAUCAAAGACAAUGCAGAGAUUACAUUUGACAUGUCACUGGCUUACUGUGAUGACAUGGUCGCUGAAUGGACAGAAAUGGCACAUGCAGUACAGACCCAAAAGCUAAAAUGCUCCUUUGCAUCUUCAAAAGUAAAUUAUGGGACACAAUUUAGACAGGGGUCCACUACUUCUUUAGUAUUCUUAUGCUUCACAGGAUUUAGCUGCUACAUCCAUCCUAGAGAACAUGAAGGCCGAUUCUAUGAUUGUGAUAUGCUGCCUUUCAUGGAAAUUGGAAGGGUGGCUCACUUAUUCUACCUCCUCAACAUUCAACUGCCUGUGAAUGAAAGUCAGGGAGUUAAUGUGGGCACUGGAGAAAUAAAGGAUGUUUGCCUGAUAACGCUGACAGACAAGGUAACAUGCCAGGAGGUCCAGCAGGAAUUCCACAGAAACCUUCAACAAUGCCCAGAGAAAUCCACAUUCUCCUCCCCAUAUUCUGUUGAGAUCGAUGUUGCACAGUUGGAAACCAAAAGCCGGAAAGCUGCAGGGGUUGAUGGCAUUCCUCCAGGGUUUCUCAAGAACCUGGCUCAGCUGAUGGCAUUCAUUACAAUAGCUGGCAUCUGUCUCUGUCUCUACUUCUUGUUUCUGUGCUUCCUGGUGUUUAAAGUUUUUCAGAACUUCCAUGGAAAGUCAUUAAGUCUCUCACCCAUAAAGAAGACUUGCAGGAUUCAGUAUCAGGAGCUGAAUAUCAGCUUCAAGUUCUUGAUGGUCAUCACCUUGAUUUGUGCUGCCAUGACUAUCAUCAUCUUCAUUGUCCGGCAGGUGGCUGAAGGGCACUGGAAAUGGGGGAACUUGUUCACAGGGUACAUGAAUGGGGCCUUCUUCACAGGCAUUUAUGGUAUGUGGAACCUUGUCUUCGCUCUUCUGUUCCUGUAUGCGCCUUCACAUGAGAAAUUUGGCAAAGAUCAGCAACUAACGUAAACUGGGCUGUGGAGCUGUUCUUAAUCCGUUGCAUACUGAAGUAAAGUGGUGGUUACUGCUGUUUGCACAUCCAGCAGAACUGUACCAGUAGAGGGCCCUGUGAGAGAAUCCUAGAGCUGGUGAAAUGUCUAGCGAGCAUCUGUUUCUCCAAGGGAAAUUUGUAUUGUUAUUGGCUGGAUUUAGAGCUCUUAGCACAUGGCAGCAAAUGAAAAAACAGAUCUGGAAAGUAACAAAUUGCAAAUGCCCCUUGCCUUUCAUUGGGACAUAGGUGCUACUGACAUUUUUUUAGACACUGGUAAUAAACCACUAAAAA